This is a messenger RNA of Camelus dromedarius (Arabian camel), 5170 nucleotides long. RefSeq names its product GTP binding protein 8 (putative) (gene GTPBP8). Lineage: Eukaryota; Metazoa; Chordata; Mammalia; Artiodactyla; Camelidae. Gene Ontology annotation, cellular component: mitochondrion. Bases 55 to 930 code for a protein of 291 amino acids. Gene Ontology annotation, molecular function: GTP binding; GTPase activity. The transcript is spliced from 6 exons. The record is from RefSeq and is a predicted model, not a curated record.
UGCAUCCCAGACCCUGGGAAUGAGGUCCCUCUGCAGGGCUUCUGGGAAAGGAACAUGGCAGCUCGCCGUCUGCGGUCUGGGCUGGGCCAGCUGUUUGCGACAAGGACUGCGCUGGGGCGCGGAAGACGAGCUUACAACAUGUCCCAGGCCUUCGCGGAGGUUCUACGGCUGCCAAGCAAGCAGCUGACGAAGCUUGUGUUCCCGCUUCAAGAACUCGAGCGGCAUCUCGUCCCGGGCUCGAGACCGGACUUUCACCUUAAGACCUUCGACCCGAGCCUGGAGGAUAUCGCGAAGUCCGACGGCGUCUUCACGGCCACCGUCCGGAACCGCAUCGAGUACCUCAGCUCCGCCGUGAGUCUCGACCACGCCCCGGACCUCCUCUGCCCUGAGGUAUGUUUUAUAGGCAGAAGCAAUGUUGGAAAAUCCUCUCUCAUAAAAGCUUUAUUUUCACUUGCCCCAGAGGUUGAAGUUAGAGUCUCCAAAAAACCGGGGCACACAAAGAAAAUGAAUUUUUUCAAAGUUGGAAAAUAUUUUACAUUGGUGGACAUGCCAGGUUAUGGCUAUAGAGCACCUGAAGAUUUUGUCAAGAUGGUAGAAACCUAUCUAAAAGAACGAAAGAAUUUGAUGAGAACAUUUUUGUUAGUGGAUAGUGUUGUUGGAAUUCAAAAAAUGGACAAUAUUGCCAUAGAAAUGUGUGAAGAAUUUGCAUUACCAUAUGUGAUGGUAUUAACAAAAAUUGACAAAUCUUCCAAGGGACAUCUUUUAAAACAAGUGCUUGAGAUCCAGAAAUUUGUUGACACUAAAACACAAGGAUGUUUUCCUCAGUUGUUUCCUGUAAGUGCUGUGACCUAUUCUGGAAUCCAUCUGUUGAGAUGCUUUAUAGCAAAUAUAACAGGAAAUCUUAAGACUAAUGGCUUCCAAGUUAGCUGAAGAUUCAGAAUUCUCUAUGCCAGCUGAAGUUAAACUAAAAUUUCAACAUUGUUUUAAAUGUUGUGUAUGUGUAACUUGCGGAAGGAUCACUUCAGCCUAAAAACCUGCAUCUUCCCAAAGCCAAGAAUGAACUUCUGCCUGGGUGGAAAAUGUUUAUAAAUGAUUGAACUGUGUUGUUCAUUAGGACGGAUGCUAGCAGUUUUUCCUAUUUUAACAAACUGACAAGAGCACGUGGAAGUCCAUAAAAUGAAGACCUAUUUACUACUGCGUAAACAAGGGUUUGCCAUGUAUUGGGUUUUUGUCUUUUAAAGAGAAUGUCUAUUAAGUGUAUUUUUUUAAUGUUACAAUGGACUAGGUAAAAAGAGGGCUACUUUUCUGUUAAGCACUGAUAGGUAGGUUGAAGAUAAAUUCUCCUAUGUAUGGCUAUAAUUUAUCUUUUUUCAGAGUCCUUAUUUAAAUAUGGGAAAAAUUAUUCUUGAUAAAUUUCAGUCAGUCCAUGCUGGAAACGCCAGUCAUUUCACCUUCAGGUGACCACAGGAUUCAGAAUCAGAAGACUAGAAUUCAAGUUCCAGUUCUAAUAUUUACUAUAUGUUGGAAAUUGGGCAGAUUACUUGAGUUCUCUGGAUUUCUUUUGUUAACUCUUACCUUAGAAGCUAUGAAAAUUAAAAUGUGAAAAAGACAUCAGUAUAUUCUACAUAUCUGUAAAGCAAAACCAACCCAGGUAUACAGCAAGAUGCACAGGUGGAUUUAUCACAGAAAACAUGUGGAGGAAAUAAUAUCUUAUGUAGUCAAAGACAAAAAAAAAAACUAGUUUUAGGUGAGAAAAGUGAUUUGCAAAGGGUAAGAGAAAAAAAAGUUGAUGGGGCAAUUUAGAAUUGAUACAUUAAGAUUCAGAAUGGAAAGAUAAAAGCCUUACUCUGAAUGAAUGUUAAUGGAAAGUAUUUUUAUGAAGAUGCUACUGACCUAUUCUUGUAAGUGGCUUUGCUGUUAAAAGGUCAUAGCAAUAGCACUGGAGAAAAAAUUAAGGUUGUAAAACAGCUUUGUAGCUUUUUUUUAGAAAAUUCAGUUCUGAAUAUAUUUUCAGUUUUAGAAUUGACAUGCUGGUCUAUUCUAACUAGCAAUGUUUUAAGCUUUAAAAAAAAGACUGUAGGAAUUCACAAAGUAAAAUAUAUAGUAACAAUAGAAUUAUCUUAGAAGUCAUCUUUCUGUUAGUGUUCCUUUAUUGCUUGUCUUAGCCUUGUUUCUGGUUCUAAAAGGAGAGCUCAGAAUAAAAGCUUGCAUGCAGUAGUUUAUUGGGGAACAGGAGUGACAGAGAAAUGAAACAGAUGGAAAGCCAGUCAAAUGCACUGAGUCACAUACCACAUAGGGUGAUGGGGCUUGGUCUUGAGGGACCUGAGGAGUCCUUUGAAAUGUGCCUCUGGAUUGUCUUUGAAGGGAGUUAGAGGGCAGCCCCAUACCUCUUCCAGGCUGUACCCACGUGGUUCCUGUAGCUUGUCAGAAGCCAGGAGGCAGGGAGAGGUCUCUGGAACAGAAGGCCAGAAGGCAAGGUCCAAUCCUACUUGAAACUGGUUGCCAUAGUAGUGGCUUAAGUAAGAGGCCAAGAGGAUUUGAAGUGACACAUGGGAGGUCUCACCACACUUUUGGAGAACUCCAAAAGCAUUUUAAUAUGCCCUCCAAUGAGAUAAGGCGAACAAAUGAAGUGAAAUAAUGGCUGUGACCACUCCCUAGUAAUACAAUUAGUGGCAAAACUUUGAUGAUCAAUUCUAAUAUACAGAAAACUACAACCAUUAAAAUCUACAAACCUUGGGUGUUCAGAGGUGUACUUACCUCCAGUGGAGCCAUUAAGGGUAAAAUGACCUUUUAGGUGCUUCGUUGCUACUCCCCAUUUACCUAAGGCAUAGAAUAGGUUUUGCAAACCAAAUUAUUCAGGUCUUAAUUGAGUCAAAAACUAUUUAAUAGUCAAAUAUUUGUCGAUUAAAUGACACAAAACUAUGAUAAAUGUUUAUUGAACUGAAAUGAACUGCUGUACAAUGUUGCACUAAAGCAGCUCUAAGUCCAAGUGGUACUUCCAGAUCUUUCCAGAUCUCAGCUGUUCUACUUAAAACAGCAAAACACUGGACCAGUUAGUUAAUUACUUAAAAGUCUUACAUAUGAGCAUCUAAACUCCCAUCAAAGCAAAAAUAUCAUCAAUGUCGUGUGUCUCCUUAAUGGUUCCUGUUGUAUUAUGUUUGUUUAUUUGCAUCAUUGUCCAAGAAUCAGUUUCAUUUUCAUUGCUUCCUAUAACAUUUUCAUGUAUUUGUUUCUCCUUAGUUUGUAUGACAGGAUUUGAAACUCUUCUACGCAAGAGUUGCUUAUUGUUAGGAAAGAGAUCAGUUCUGCGAACUGCAGGGUGUGAGAGUCUCCCUUUAUUGGUGUGUGUAGCACUCUGAGUCCCUUGAGGUGGCUGCUGGACUUCCUUUAAAAGAGUCGACUGCAGUUUUCUCUGUGGUUUCCUUCGUCUCAUUGAAAAUUUAUUCUGUGAUCUUCUUCGUCUCAGAUGAUGCUUUGAAGUUUUGCUACCUGAGCCAUGAAGAAGGCAGUUGCAAACAGACGUUUUUAGGCACUCAAGUUUCUUUGGCAAACUUAAAAAGACAGAGAGGGAAAAUUGGAGAUUAAGAUGCAGAAAGACAUUCUCAAAAACUUCUGUCUCCUUUUUGCCAACUUCCAACUGAAAAAUAUACAAUUUAUAUUUUUGCCUGUGUACAACUCCAGAAUCAUAAGGAAUAAGGGAAUAGGAGUUUCAAAUCAGAUCUGUGUUUUCAGAGCACAACUUCCCUCUGAUUCAGAUUGUUGGCAAAUGUGUCCCCAUUAUGUUACCAAAAUAAAGUAGCUCCUGUAACUAGCGAGGUAGCUGAAUGGUGAUCUCCAUAUUUCAGUGCCAGAGCUUUGCCUUGAUAAUGGCUAAUAUGUUCAUACUUUAAUAGGAGAACUAGGGGAAAGAUGUAUCACAAAUGGGAAAUUUACAAGGAUGCGUCAACCCAUUUGUGGAUUAACAGCUUCGUAUUAUAGCAGGAAAUAGUCAAGAAAAAGGGAGUAAAAGUGAAGAGGAAUGAGAAAACAGAGCUUCUGGCAAAGACAGAAUGACAGCCUUGAGCUACCCUAAUUGUGAUUCAUAUUUCAUCUUCAAGUCUGGGAAUUCAGAGCUCAAAUGGCUGAUUAUUUUAGGUGUUUUGUUUCUGAACAGGGUGUACUGCCACAAGGUACCUCCCUAACUGCCUCACUCUUUGGGAUAGUCAGAUUUCAAAAGAUUAGCAUGAGUCUCUCUACUUCCUAACCUCUCCUCUUCCUUUUUAAACAAAUAGAGAAGUUUGAGGAAGCCCAUUUUAAUGUAGUAAUGCAUGAUCUCUGUUUCCAAACCAUUUAGUCUUACUAUAAAUGGUGAUUUUUAAGUGAGGAGAGGGUAGGUGUACUUCUCAACUGAAACAGAAAUAGAAGUAAUGAAAAUAGAAGAAUCAGAGGAUCUGAAUUGAGUUCUAGAUCUCCAAUUCUAUCACCCUGAGCAAAAUCCUCUAUUUCCUCAUCUAUACAAUGUGAAUACUACUACCUACCUCACAGAGUUAUUGUGGAUAUUAAAUCAACAUAAAAUGUACUACACGUAUAACAUAUUACUGAAAUAGCAAAACAGGGCAGCUCUGUUUUUGUGGAGUAUAGAAUAAUGUUUUAAUCAAAUAACUACCAGUUUGUCACCCUCUGCAUUAACUUUUAAUUAUCUCUGCUUCAUCUACCCUGACUUUAAAUGCAAUCCUGAACAAACAGCUCAAUCUCAGGCUGAGUUUCCACCCUAGAAUAGAUCCCUUUUAAAUGGCUACAGACCUUUAGGGGAAGCCCAGUGUAAAUAAACCCUUCCAGCAGUUCAUCCCUUAGGAAUACUUAACUUCUCCCACAGCUCUUAAUCAAAACAGAGCUCUCACAAUGUAUCAUAUUUUUUUACUAAGACAAAUACCUUUUCCAUAAAUUUUUAAAGAAAAUUUAACAAAUUUUAGACUAAGUGAUUCAUCCAUGGGAACCACUGUAAAGUCCUGAACAGAUACAUGUCUGUAACUAUACAUAAGAAAUAAUGGUGGAUGCCCAGAGAUACAUAAAAAGCUGCUCAGAGUGAUUGCCUCUGUGAAGGGGGAUAAGGAUUUUUGAAGCCAUUUGUGUCUCAAAUUGUUAAACAUGAGCAUCUAUUAUUUUUUCAAUAAAAACAUAGAACCCUAAA